This is a messenger RNA of Prunus mume (Japanese apricot), 849 nucleotides long. Its product is annotated as Ribosomal L5P family protein. The record is from RefSeq and is a predicted model, not a curated record. Gene Ontology annotation, biological process: translation. Gene Ontology annotation, molecular function: structural constituent of ribosome. Gene Ontology annotation, cellular component: ribosome. NCBI's taxonomy places the organism in Eukaryota, Viridiplantae, Streptophyta, Magnoliopsida, Rosales, Rosaceae.
AAAUAAAAACCCUAGCUCACUCAUCGCUCACAUCGUCUCUCCCCCUAUAUUUGUAUUGCCUUCUCCGAGUUUCUGCUGCUUCGCCUUCUCUACACACUCUCAUACCACAAUGGCGUCGGAGAAGAAGCUGGCAAAUCCCAUGAGGGAAAUCAAAGUCCAGAAGCUCGUCCUCAAUAUCUCUGUCGGAGAAAGUGGUGAUCGACUCACCAGAGCCGCCAAGGUCUUGGAACAACUCAGUGGCCAAACCCCUGUCUUCUCCAAAGCUCGGUACACGGUGCGAUCCUUCGGUAUCAGGCGUAAUGAGAAGAUUGCCUGCUACGUGACUGUGAGAGGCGACAAGGCAAUGCAACUUCUGGAGAGUGGACUGAAGGUCAAGGAAUACGAGCUCUUGCGCAGGAACUUCAGUGACACCGGCUGCUUCGGCUUCGGUAUUCAGGAACAUAUCGAUCUUGGGAUCAAGUAUGACCCUUCAACUGGUAUCUAUGGCAUGGACUUUUUUGUUGUUUUAGAGCGCCCAGGAUACCGUGUUGGUCGUCGUCGCAGAUGCAAGUCGCGUGUUGGAAUUCAGCACAGGGUUACCAAGGAGGAUGCAAUGAAGUGGUUCCAGGUCAAAUAUGAAGGGGUCAUUCUUAACAAGUCCCAAAAUAUUGUUAACUAGACAGAUCUACUAGUCUUGGAUAUUUUGUUUUAGUUUUGGCAAGCUGCUACUUUCUACAAAUUUCUAUGUAUCAGGAGUUAGUAUCUCCAUUAAAGAGAUGUGCCAGUAAUUUUGAUCUUGAAAACUUGAUGAUGUCCUCUUUUUUCGACUCUUGUUGCUUAUAUGGAGCAGCCGUUAUUUCUGUCAGCAAA